UCGUCGAUAGACUGGCAGGGCAGGCCAUCUCAAAAAUCUUCUUCAGUUCUUCCCCUCACCUCUUCUCAGUCUAAACCCGGACCCCACUUCUCUCUUAUCUCAACCCGAAUCAGCCAUGGUCGCAGUCGCGCCUGACUCUCCCAAGUCCGCCAUCAAAUUCCUUUGUAGCUACGGCGGCAAAAUCCUCCCCCGCUAUCCCGACGGCAAGCUCCGUUAUCUUGGCGGCCACACCCGUGUUCUCUCCGUCCCCUGCUCCAUUUCUUUCUCCGAGCUGUUGUUGAAGAUGGGAGACUUGUGUGGCUCACCUGUUAGCCUCCGUUGUCAAUUGCCCACGGAAGAUCUUGACGCUCUGGUUUCUAUCACCUCAGAUGAAGAUCUAUCUAACCUCAUCGAGGAAUAUGAUCGUGUUGCGUCGCCAUCUUCCGCUUUAAAGAUCAGAGCCUUCCUUUAUCCGCCGAAAUCAUUGAACAAGGUUGCUUCCUCUUCCUCCUCGUCGCCGUCCCCGUCGUUGUCUUUGUCCAAAUCAUCCUCAUCUACGUGGUCUUCGUCGUCGUCUUCGUCUUCAUCUCGCAGUCCUACUUCUGCUUGUGGUUGCUCUGGUAUUGUUUCAAGCCGGAGGUAUCCGGUGAAGCCCGCCAUGGUCGGCCGUUGCGUCCGCUUGAUGUCGGCGCCGAUGGCGUAUCCAAUUGGCGUGGGCAAAUCUGCUGAGAGGAAUAUUCCGCUUCCUUACUGUGCUUAUCAUGCUCAAAGAAAUAACGGCCACAUUGACCUUAUCCACAGCGUGAACCACUGGCAAUAGUGCUGAAGUAAUUUGAUUCGUGGACACUAUAAACAUGAAGAAGCAGAUAUCAUAAAUAGAAAAGAACAAGAAAAAGCAAAAGGAGUUUAAAAGUUAUACAUAUUACGAUGAAAAAUACUGAGAUAUAUGAUGUAUAUGAAACUAUCAAUCGUUGAGAAGGAUUGCCGUUUUAGCUUGGUGAUCCUGGAUCAUUAAUGAAUUUUCAGUCCGUUUUCGUUUUGGGUCCA
Prosopis cineraria is the source of this 1026-nucleotide messenger RNA. RefSeq lists its product as uncharacterized. NCBI's taxonomy places the organism in Eukaryota, Viridiplantae, Streptophyta, Magnoliopsida, Fabales, Fabaceae. The transcript has 2 exons. Gene Ontology annotation, molecular function: protein binding. Bases 116 to 799 code for a protein of 227 amino acids. The record is from RefSeq and is a predicted model, not a curated record.